UUUUUGCCUCACUCGCCCGCGAACUGUGAGCUCCCGGCACUUCGCCUCGUUUCUGCACUGCCGGCUGCUGCCGCCAUGGCCCAAGCUGACAUCACACUGAUUGGACUGGCUGUCAUGGGCCAGAACUUAAUAUUGAACAUGAAUGACCACGGCUUUGUGGUCUGUGCCUUUAACAGGACAGUCUCCAAAGUUGAUGAUUUCUUGGCCAACGAGGCAAAGGGAACCAAAGUGGUUGGUGCUCAGUCCUUGAAGGAGAUGGUCUCCAAGCUAAAGAAGCCCCGGAGGAUUAUCCUUCUUGUGAAGGCUGGUCAAGCUGUUGAUGAUUUCAUUGAAAAACUGGUACCAUUGUUGGACACUGGUGACAUCAUCAUUGAUGGAGGAAAUUCUGAAUAUAGGGAUACCACAAGACGUUGUCGAGACCUCAAGGCCAAGGGGAUCUUAUUUGUGGGGAGUGGAGUUAGUGGUGGAGAAGAUGGGGCCCGGUAUGGCCCAUCACUCAUGCCAGGAGGAAACAAAGAAGCUUGGCCCCACAUCAAGACAAUAUUCCAGGGCAUUGCUGCGAAAGUAGGCACUGGAGAACCCUGCUGUGACUGGGUGGGAGAAGAGGGAGCAGGACACUUUGUGAAGAUGGUGCACAACGGAAUAGAAUAUGGCGACAUGCAGCUCAUCUGUGAGGCUUACCACUUGAUGAGAGAUAUCCUGGGCAUGGAGCAAGGCCAGAUGGCGCAGGCCUUUGAAGAGUGGAAUAAGACAGAGCUAGACUCAUUUCUGAUUGAAAUCACAGCCAAUAUUCUCAAGUUCCGAGAUAACGAUGGCAAGUACCUGCUGCCAAAGAUCAGGGACAGUGCUGGGCAGAAGGGCACUGGGAAGUGGACGGCUAUCUCCGCCCUGGAAUACGGCGUCCCUGUCACCCUCAUCGGAGAAGCCGUCUUUGCUCGAUGCUUAUCGUCUCUGAAGGAUGAAAGAAUUCAAGCAAGCAAAAAACUAAUGGGUCCCCAAAAGGUCCAGUUUGAAGGUGACAAGAAAUCAUUCCUGGAGGACAUUCGAAAGGCCCUCUACGCUUCCAAGAUCAUCUCCUACGCCCAGGGCUUUAUGCUGCUAAGACAGGCAGCCACUGAAUUUGGCUGGACCCUCAAUUAUGGUGGCAUCGCCCUGAUGUGGAGAGGGGGCUGCAUCAUCAGAAGUGUAUUCCUGGGAAAGAUAAAGGAUGCAUUUGAUCGAAACCCAGAACUUCAGAACCUACUACUUGAUAACUUCUUUAAGUCAGCUGUUGAAAACUGCCAGGCCUCCUGGCGGCGGGUGGUCAGCACUGGUGUCCAGGCAGGCAUCCCCAUGCCCUGCUUCACCACUGCCCUCUCCUUCUAUGACGGGUACAGACAUGAGAUGCUACCGGCCAACCUCAUCCAGGCUCAGCGGGAUUACUUUGGAGCUCAUACCUACGAACUCUUAACCAACCCGGGACAGUUUAUCCACACUAACUGGACAGGCCAUGGCGGCAACGUGUCCUCCUCUUCAUACAAUGCUUAACCAGACUGUUUGUAUUACCCUCCAUGAUUCCAUAGACCAGGACAUUCCACGUGCGCACAGCACUGCUUACACGGCCCUUUGCCCUAUUUUCUGCUCAGAUCUCUUAAAGUUGUGUUGUAAGACUGAAAAAGAGCUUAUUUGUAAAGUGGUUCUGUGGGGACUGUCAUGCCUUCUGCCCUCGCCUCUGGGAACUCCCCAGGAGCUGAUCAUGUGUGUGACUGCGGGAACCUGCUCCUUUCUGCGGGUCCCCUGUGGAGUAAUGAGGCUCUUGUCAUGUGGAUGGGAAGGGUGUUUGACAUUUUAACAAACUGGAACUUCAUAUCAUGCAGCUGAGUUCCCUUUUCCCUUUACUCAGUAAAAGCCACUUUAU
Molecule: messenger RNA, 1897 nt
Organism: Nycticebus coucang (slow loris)
Lineage: Eukaryota; Metazoa; Chordata; Mammalia; Primates; Lorisidae
Product: 6-phosphogluconate dehydrogenase, decarboxylating-like
Exons: 1
Coding region: 76-1527 (483 amino acids)
Biological process (GO): pentose-phosphate shunt; pentose-phosphate shunt, oxidative branch
Cellular component (GO): cytosol
Molecular function (GO): phosphogluconate dehydrogenase (decarboxylating) activity; NADP binding
Source: RefSeq, a predicted model, not a curated record